Sugiyamaella lignohabitans is the source of this 2067-nucleotide messenger RNA. It is a transcript of the gene SAD1, whose product is annotated as Sad1p. Gene Ontology annotation, biological process: spliceosomal complex assembly; mRNA processing; protein deubiquitination. The record is from RefSeq and is a predicted model, not a curated record. The coding region runs from base 1 to 2067 and encodes 688 amino acids. The transcript has a single exon. Gene Ontology annotation, molecular function: cysteine-type deubiquitinase activity; zinc ion binding. NCBI's taxonomy places the organism in Eukaryota, Fungi, Ascomycota, Dipodascomycetes, Dipodascales, Trichomonascaceae.
AUGGGCAAUGGAGACGAGACGAGAGCAGCAGACGAGGCGGCUCUGGUUGAUACAGAGAUCAGUGCGGUCGAGAGUGUAGAACAGAAUGGGUCCGAGAUCCAGCUGGAGCAUGAGCAUGAGCAUCAGCAUGAACAUGAGCAUGAGCAUGAAAUCAAUAACAGCUUUGAAAAGGCUGGAUCGGUGAAAGAAAUUGAGAAUGGAGACACGACAGAAAUGAGAACACGAAAACGACGACUGAACGAAGAAAAAAAUGACGACGAUGAAAACGAGACGAUACAUACGAACGGCAGUGUGCCUGGCACGUCGACGCCCGACUCGAGCGAAGCGAGAGGAGCCGUGGGGUCUGGGGCGAAGCCCCAGCCACCGGAGGUACGUAGGCACCCCAGCAAUAGCCAGUCGAAAAUAGAAGAAGAACAAAAAGAAGAAGAAGAAGAAGAGGAGGGGGUAUGGCCGGUGCGGCCAGUGAGACAGGUGCAGGAACCGUCGAGUUCGAUGUUGUAUCUGGAUACAGUGGACAGGUCGCGGUUGGAUUUCGAUUUCGAGAAGAUCUGUUCGGUUUCGCUGUCGGUGGUGAAUGUGUAUGCUUGUUUGUGUUGUGGGAAGUAUUUUCAGGGCCGUGGUAAGAGUUCGUAUGCGUUUGUGCACAGUGUGGAUGUCGACCAUCAUGUGUUUAUAAAUCUGCAGACUCUGAAGAUAUAUGUGUUGCCAGAGGGUUACGAGGUUAAAACGACGGCUCUGGAUGAUAUUAAAUAUGUGAUAGACCCGUGGUAUACGGCAGAUGAGAUUAAGAGUCUGGAUACAGUGGCUCUGAACAGCUCGUUUGACCUCACUCAUAAGCAGUAUUAUCCGGGUUAUAUUGGCAUUAACAAUAUUAAAGCAAAUGAUUAUGCGAAUGUGGUGAUCCAGAUCUUAAGUCAUGUUAGUCCGGUUCGAGACUUUUUCCUUACUCUUGGUCAGGGUCGUGCGACGGGCAGUAGUCAGAGUAAUGGAUCAUCAGCGAGUAUAAGUAUGGCGAAUAGUAUGGCGAAUAGUACGAAUGGAACUAGUCAGGCAGGGUCAUCCGAGCUGGCAAGUAGACUGUCGACUCUGAUUCGCAAGAUUUGGAAUCCUCGUGCGUUUAGAGCACAUGUAUCACCUCAUGAACUGCUCCAGAGCGUGUCAUCAGCGUCUAAAAAGCAGUUCACAUCGACGCAGCAGUCAGAUCCGUUUUUAUUUUUCACCUGGCUUCUCAACCGACUGACCGCUGAACUGACAGUCGGACCAACUAAUACCCGUUUUAGUCGUGACAGCAGUCCUGGAACACCCACUGCAGCUAUCACUACAGCAGUAUCCACCACCACCACAAAAGACCAACAACCAGUUAAAAAGAAACUCAAACCUACAUCAACUCGCUCUAGCAAACCCAUUAAACCACGAGGAAUCAUUCAAAAGACGUUCCAAGGCACUCUGUUAGUAGAACAGCAGCAACUUCCACGAACACUGCCAUCUGGAGCAUCCGCCGACACAUUCCUACCAAACGAGCCAAUAAAAACAACUGAAACCCCAUUUUUAUGUCUGACAUUAGACCUGCCACCCAUUCCCCUGUUCAAAGAAAGCACUCAAGACGGAGCUCCUGUGAUCCCGCAAGUGACGCUGAAAUCACUGCUAAACAAAUACAACGGCACCACUGUAACCACUGACGAGAUCACUAAAACAAUGAAAAAGUAUAAACUCACCAGAGUGCCCGAGUUUCUCGUCUUGCGAAUCAAACGGAUCACCCGCAAUCUCCUUGGCGACGCCGACGAACGCAAUCCCACCGUCGUCAGCUUCUCACCAACAAACCUCGAUAUGGCCCCCUACCUCACAUCCUCUUCUACCACAUCCCCCUCCUCCACACGAUACAACCUCAUAGCCAACGUCGUGUGCGAAUGGGACGGAAACACACCCCGCUGGAAAAUCCAGCUCCUCGACAAAUCGCGCGACCGCUGGCUUCAAAUCGAAAACCUGCUCGUCGAGCCCAUCCAGCGCGAGCUCCUCUUCCUCAGCGAGUCCCACCUCCAAAUCUGGCAGCGCCAGUCUCCCCUGUAA